UCGAAAGCAAAGCACGUGCAAUAAGCACGUGACCUCUCUGCUUUCUCCGCCGAUGCAAUGAAUCAAAAACCCCUGCCUGCAGACUGCGGUUCGAAACAAGUCUAUGCUAAGCAAUGGCGGAAGCAGAGAACAAAGUAAUUCUAACCAAAAAUGAAAAUUCUGUAGAACCCAAAAACAUCUUCUCGAUGUUACCCAGAAUAGAGCUGAAGUUCCCUUUCUUUAACCAACCCGCCCAAACUCCUGAGGCUUCCGUUCAAAAAGAGGAAGAAGUUGAAAAUCCGAAACCACCCUCUGUAUUUCUAGGAAACCGCCAGAAAUUUCCGCCGCCGCUGGACAUGGAAGCUGAGCAGUGCAUUGGGAGGACUUCUAACCCUAUAGUUCUCUGGCAGGUUUAUGCCAUUGGUGGUUUCUUUUUACUAAAGUGGAUUUGGGCAAGAUGGAAGGAAAGGAAGGAGAUGGGAGGCAAGAAGGAAUCAUCCGACGAUGAGCAGUCUCCAGCUGAUGAUGACUCUCAAUAUGUAUGAAACAUCCUUGGAUUUUGUGUUUGUCAGACAAUUUACAUUCUGGACUUUAGGAGUUAAUACUAAACUGGAGAACAUGUCCUCCUUUCUGUUCCUAAUGCUUAGCAACCAGAGUCCAGGCUUUAUGAGUUACAUCAUUGCUCAUCAGGUUUUGCCUCUCUUGUACAAGUUACUCAUCAAAUGCAGUUUCAUGGCUGGUGUGUCUUGGGCCAUUUUCA
Theobroma cacao (cacao) is the source of this 739-nucleotide messenger RNA. RefSeq lists its product as uncharacterized. Lineage: Eukaryota; Viridiplantae; Streptophyta; Magnoliopsida; Malvales; Malvaceae. The record is from RefSeq and is a predicted model, not a curated record. Gene Ontology annotation, cellular component: chloroplast.